UAAGCUAUACCAUUGUGUGUCAAUGGUCGUCAGCACCACAACACUAGUGGACCGUCAGACCUGCCGGACAUGAUGCACCUGACACUCGUCAGUCCUCUCUAGCCACCACCCUCACCGUGGGUGCUGACAGCUGUGGGUGCUGACAGCUGAGGGUGCUGACGCAGCUGCUGACACUGCUGACACCAGCAAGAUGAGUGAGCAGGUGGAGGAGCUGCCGUCCUCGCCGCUGGGCACCAAAGAAUAUUGGGAUUCUACAUAUGACACUGAAUUAUCAAACUAUAAAAGUGAUGGAAACAUUGGGGAUAUCUGGUUUGGAGAAGAGAGCAUCGAACGAGUAUUAAAUUGGAUGCUGGAAUCCGAUAUGGUGAAUCUACAAUCUUCUAUCAUUGAUGUGGGCUGUGGUAAUGGUGCUUUUCUUAUAUGUUUGGCUGCUGAAGGUUUUACUAACCUUUUGGGAAUUGACUACUCUCAAAAUGCCAUCGAGCUUGCACGGGCCAUUGCUCUGGAGAAGAAACUUGACAUCAAGUAUGAGCCAGUUGACUUACUGAGUGAAGGUGGAAAGAAUCUGAUCGCUAAUUUAUAUGAUAUCUGCCAUGAUAAGGGAACCUAUGAUGCCAUAUCCCUUUGCCCUGAAGAGCCUCAGAACAAAAGGUUAUCUUACAUCAAGGCCAUUCACAACAUUACCAAGGAAAAUGGCCUCUUUAUCAUAACAUCUUGCAACUGGACAAGUGAGGAACUGAUAGGACAUUUCAAAGGCUACUUCAGUGAAGUGCACACUAUCCCAACUCCAACCUUCAUGUUUGGAGGCAGAGUUGGUUCUCAGAUAAGCUGUAUUGUUUUCACAAAGGUCUCCAGGUAAAUGUGCCAGCCAUAAUUUAGUAGAUACUAGUUACUUUGCCUUAACACAAAGAAAUGUUCAGGUAAUACACUAUAAAAUGCUGUACCAGGUGCUGUCAACAAUUGGUUACAAGACUACAGUAUGCAAGACUGUACAGAGGAGUGUUUCAUGAAAGCAAGACGAGACACUACAGUGCAACCCUGAUUCAGCGAACUGUACGGGACCAUCCUUGAUUCCUUGGAGUAAUGGAUUCGUUGCAACUAGAGAUGUUUUCAGGAGGCAUUUGUGAGACGUAUUUUUAAGACAAGAAAAAUACACUGCUUCACCCGUUUCAUUCUUCUACUGUUGCCUAAACCUAUCAUUAAAAAUGUGAUUGGAGCCAUAAUGAGAGUUGCUGUUAAUGCUUUUAAAAUUUCCCGUACUUUAUGGGCUAAUUUCACCGAGUGAAAUGUUUAUUUCCACCAUAUGCUGGAUAUCUACAAUGAGAACCUGUCUGUAGAGAGCUUUCACCGCAUCUAGUUCAUUUAAUGGACUAGUUUACUGAACAAGUUGAAGAACGUUGAUCUGGACAAUUUCUUCAGGUCAGAUGCAACACAAACCUGGAGUAACGGGUUCAAGCUCAACAAGCCACAAUGUUGGACUGAGAACAGCAGAUGCUUUUUCACCCACAUGGUUAUUAACCUAUGGAACCGCCUACCCGCCGAAGCCG
This is a messenger RNA of Procambarus clarkii (red swamp crayfish), 1547 nucleotides long. RefSeq names its product EEF1A lysine methyltransferase 2. Lineage: Eukaryota; Metazoa; Arthropoda; Malacostraca; Decapoda; Cambaridae. The record is from RefSeq and is a predicted model, not a curated record. Gene Ontology annotation, molecular function: protein-lysine N-methyltransferase activity. Gene Ontology annotation, cellular component: cytoplasm.